Messenger RNA from Puntigrus tetrazona (Sumatra barb), 1643 nucleotides. RefSeq names its product G-protein-signaling modulator 1-like. Bases 626 to 1123 code for a protein of 165 amino acids. Gene Ontology annotation, molecular function: GTPase regulator activity; protein binding. The transcript has 4 exons. Lineage: Eukaryota; Metazoa; Chordata; Actinopteri; Cypriniformes; Cyprinidae. The record is from RefSeq and is a predicted model, not a curated record.
UUAAUUAAAUGAAACCUUUAUAGAUGUCUUGUUGUUGAAAGAAAAGUAGUGCUUAAUUAAAUUGUAAAUGUUAUUGAAUAUCUAGUGUCACAGUAGCCACAAAAAAAAACAUUAAUUUACCCAGUUAUUUAUUUACCAAUCAGAAUACCAAGUGAUGUUCCUUGAACAUCAACAAAGCAUACUAGAAUGAUUUCUAAAGGGUUUAUUUAUUGCGAUUCUACAUACUGUUUCCCAUACUUCGUCUCAGUUUAAUUCACUAACAAUACCGUAGUUUUAUAACUGAAUUGCUCAAGAAGCACUGCGUGGUGUUUCACGCCCACAUACUGUACAUUUGGCCACGUAGUAUCCAUUUCUGUGAUUGAAACGCUUUAGCUCAAUACUGCCCUCUUGAGCUUGAGGGAAGGUAGAGUGGGCUCUGCAGUGGACUCACACUGUCACACUUUGGUUCUGUCUAGGAAAGACAGACAAUUGUUCUUCAGUUGUGUCAGCUACAUGAGCACAUCUCUCCUUCUCCUCGGGACUGCCUCUGUUCUGUGUUCUGGAGUUCGACUUUCUCUCCUCGGUUUCUGCUGGAUCUCCAUUCGUAGACUGCGUAAGGCUUUGGAUAGACCCCAGAAGCAGCGGCAUGGAGAACCGGCGCUGCCAGCACCCUCAACAGCCCAAUGCCCAGGCCCAAGAGGCCUCAUCCGGGCCCCAGUCCUCCAUGCCCCAGUCCCCUUUACUGUCUGGAGCCUCCUCCCUCAUCUCCCUUACCCAGACAGAGGAGUUCUUUGACCUCAUAGCCAGUUCCCAGAGCCGCAGACUGGAUGACCAGAGAGCCAGUAUAGGUGACCGUCUGGGCAUCAGGAUAGCACAGAACAAUGUGGGACACUUGUGUGAUGCAUGUAGUCCACGGGAACCUAGUGAUGAGUUUUUCAACAUGCUCAUAAAGUAUCAGUCCUCCAGGAUCAAUGAUCAGAGGUGCUCUUUGCCACCAGCACCAGACCCAGAUGAAGACUUCUUCAGCCUUAUUCAGAGGGUGCAAUCCAAACGCAUGGAUGAACAACGGGUGUCUUUUCCUUCUGAUGAAAAGGAUGAAACAGACUUAAAUUAUAAGUCCAAACCCUCUGAGGGCUCAAGCUAGAGACUGUGGCACUUCUGAUGUGACUUUCACAAAGUCUUCUGCAAACUCUGACUCUCUGGCUGCACAUUUUAAGAGAUCUUCCAAGGCUGGGUUUAGGGGGGGCGUAAUAUAGGUUUAUUUUAAUUAGUGGGACUAUAUCGUGUUGAAGUGUUUCAUGUUUUUACAGUCACCCUGAGUUACCCUGAGGUGAAUCCAAACCCAACAGAUGUGAUUCAGAGGGAAUGGAAACACUCACAUGUUUGUAUGUACCAAUUGUUCUUUCACAAAAGUGUUUGUGCAGAUCUUAAGCAAAGCAACGCCAUGGAAAAUGAUUAACAUGAUGCUUUGCUUUCCAAGGAUAAUAUUACUAACUACUGUCACACAACACAAUAUAGAUCGGUGUGACAAACAACGACAGCACAUGAUCCCCAAACAGGUGCGUGUUCAUUUAACUCAAGUGUAAAGUGUGUUUCAGCGCACACUGAAUAUGAAUGAACUGAUACCCAGCAGAUGGGAGCGGUUGUAUCUGAAGCUGUAUGGC